This is a messenger RNA of Prunus armeniaca (apricot), 321 nucleotides long. The record is from the annotation of a GenBank genome assembly. NCBI's taxonomy places the organism in Eukaryota, Viridiplantae, Streptophyta, Magnoliopsida, Rosales, Rosaceae.
AUGCAACAUGAUCGAGUGAUUGCUUAUGCCUCGAGGCAACUCAAGAAGCACGAGCAGAAUUAUCCUACCCAUGACUUAGAACUUGCUGCAAUUGUGUUUGUUCUGAAAAUUUGGCGACACUACUUGUAUGGUGAGACGUGUCAGAUUUUCAUUGAUCACAAGAGCCUUAAGUACUUUUUCACUCAUAAGAAGUUGAAUAUGAGACAAAGGCGAUCACUGGAAUUGAUUAAAGACUAUGAUUACACUAUUGAGUAUCAUCCCAACCGAGCUAAUGUGGUAGCAAAUGCUUUGAGUAGGAAGAGAAGACUAGUGGAAGCUUAG